AUGUCUAAAUAAGAGGGUGUCUAUGAGCAGCAAAAACAAGUUAGAAAAUACUAAAAGAUCAAUAAAGAAGAAAGGAGAGUGGUACUAGAAUUGCUUAUCAAAGACAAACUAUCCCUUUAAGAGGUAUCAAACUUGCAAAAAAUAUCAACAUCUCCUCCUAAUAUAUAUGAUAUUUUAAACAUUAUUUAAUAUAGGUAGCAAAUAAACUAAAACUAAAAUACUGUACAGUUCGCACAAUUCAAAAAACAUACGAAAAAGAUGGUCAAAAAGCUGAAGGUUUAGAAUAUCCUUAAAAUAUCGAUAGUAAAUCCAUUCACUUUUUAAUUAUCACAUCCUAUUGUAUCAUCUGAAGUUAGCUAAAUAUAUAUGGAUAAGCAACCUACAGAUGAAGACUAAGUAAUGUUGGCAAAAGAAUAACAUUGUCUACUUCAAUCCUAAUGCUAGAAACUCUAUCUCAUACUAACUUAAUAAUUCUAAAAAGCUGUUGAAAAUUCAAAUCCACUUUAUAAGACUACGCUCCAAAAUUUAUUGUAGGCAUCCCAAUUAGUAAUAAGGUAACUUCUAGAAGUUAAACAAUAAAUUAAUGUAAAACAAGAGCAUGAACCUCCUUCUCCAAAUCAAACUUAAUAUCCGUUUCCUAUCUAACAUAAUCUAUUUUAAUCCUAAUUCGGCUUUGUAUUACCAAGAAUCAACACUUGAUUACAUAAUGUUAAUGCUAUUAAAUAAAAUAAUUUAUUUUUU
Messenger RNA from Paramecium tetraurelia, 741 nucleotides. RefSeq lists its product as uncharacterized. The record is from RefSeq and is a predicted model, not a curated record. NCBI's taxonomy places the organism in Eukaryota, Ciliophora, Oligohymenophorea, Peniculida, Parameciidae. The transcript is spliced from 3 exons.